AUAAUUUAAAUAAUCAUAAUGGUUCGGUUUCAAAGUAUGACACCACAAGAGUAUAAAGAAAAGCAUGAAAAUUUUAAGAUAAUCCAUGGUUUUCAUGCUACACCUUUUGGGGAUUGCUUAAUUGGCAUUACUAACACUAAUAAGGCAAUUAUGCAUUUGGCUUUUGUUGAUAAAAAUAAUGAAGAAGCUUUGAAUGAAUUAAAGAACGAUUGGCCUCUUUCAAAAUUGGUCGAAGAUACCUCGAACGAAACAAACAAAAUUAUAGAAAAAAUCUUUUCCCGAUGUGUAACUGUGGAUGAUUCUAUUUCUGUUCUCAUGAAGGGUACACAGUUCCAAAUAAAAGUUUGGGAAGCCUUGAUGCUUAUUCCACAUGGUACAACUGUUACUUACGAACAAGUUGCGUGUAAUAUAGAUAAACCAAAAGCCGUACGAGCUGUUGGAAAUGCGGUCAUGAAAAAUAAUAUUGGUUAUUUGGUGCCAUGCCAUCGCGUAGUAGGUAAAUCUGGUAGUAACAAAUAUAAAUGGGGCUCGAAGCGUAAGGAAAAUAUUCUUUUGUAUGAGCGUGAUCAUGCAAACACUUAAGUUUAUUUUUUAUAUGUUUACAUACUUCUAUCAUUUUUUUCAUUAAUUUAUAGUUUAAUACAAAGAAAUGUAGUUUAUGUAAUAUGGUACGAUUUUAUAAGUUCUAUUACUUACGAAUUGUUUAUUUCGUAGUAUAUAUAAAUAUACAAAUUUAGGCAUCCUGAUAUUUGCAUAGAUUAUGUAAAAUAGACACUGGAUAAUAUAAAAAGAAAAAUUGUUUAUUUUUAUACAUUAAAAAUUAUGUUUAUUAUCUUUAAAUACAAGUAUGCAAUAUAAUUUAUGUACACUUAAAGUAAUUAAUAAUUUAAGCUGUAAUGAUAAAUCCAUUGCACUCUUGCAUACAGUAACAGGAACACUAUGAUACUAGGAUGGUCUUCAGCAUUCACAAUAAUUCUAAGAUGGUAGUAUAAAUUAAACGUAAAUAAAAUUGUAUAAUUU
Bombus terrestris (buff-tailed bumblebee) is the source of this 1020-nucleotide messenger RNA. RefSeq names its product methylated-DNA--protein-cysteine methyltransferase, inducible (gene agt). Bases 19 to 582 code for a protein of 187 amino acids. NCBI's taxonomy places the organism in Eukaryota, Metazoa, Arthropoda, Insecta, Hymenoptera, Apidae. Gene Ontology annotation, molecular function: methylated-DNA-[protein]-cysteine S-methyltransferase activity. Gene Ontology annotation, biological process: DNA repair. The record is from RefSeq and is a predicted model, not a curated record. The transcript has a single exon.